GUCGUCGCUAUGGACAGAAUAGAAUUCAGUGUAAACGGCAGACAAUACUCUGUUGGUGCUGAUGUAGAUUCUGACGUCUCUCUCAACGACUACCUUCGCAAUGUACUCAAUCUACGCGGCACUAAGUACAUGUGUCAAGAGGGUGGUUGUGGCGCCUGCAUUGUCGCUGUUACCACCGUUGAUCAAUUUGGUAACAAGAGGACGUUCUCUGUUAAUUCUUGCUUAGUAUCAAUAACAUCGUGCGAAGGAUGGGAGGUAACGACAGUGGAAGGUAUCGGUGGCAGGGGACGUUACCAUCGCGUGCAGAAGACGUUGGCGGAGUACAACGGCAGUCAAUGCGGGUACUGCAGUCCUGGAUGGGUUAUGAGUAUGUACAGUUUACUAGAAGCAAAUAAUUAUAAACUGACCAAAGAUGAAAUAGAGAAAUCAUUCGGUAGCAACACAUGUCGUUGUACAGGAUAUCGACCUAUUCUUGAUGCUUUCAAGAGUUUUGCCAAAGAUGUGCCUGACAUUGAAGACUUAAGUCUUUGUAAAGACAAAGCUUGUAGCAGUAAAUAUGAUGAUUGGUGUUUUAUAGAAGAAAAAACUAUUGAAGAUAAAAUAAAACAGAUUAAUCUAAAAGAUGGUAACGUUUGGUACAGAGUAUAUAAAAUAGAAGAUGUAUUUGAAGUAAUUAAAACUAAAGGAACGAAUCCUUAUAUGCUAAUCAAUGGUAACACAGGAAAAGGUGUUUUUCCGAUUUUAAGAUAUCCAAAAAUAUUAAUUGAUAUAAGUUCAAUAGACGAACUGAAAACUUAUUACAUAGAUCAAAACCUUGUAAUUGGUGCUGGUAUGUCUAUAACAAAUGUUAUGGAUCUGUUCAAAGAAAUAUCAGAGAAGAAAGAAGAAUUUAAAUAUUUAAAGAAAAUGUAUGAACAUUUAGAAUUAGUUGCUCAUAUACCCGUAAGAAAUAUCGGAACUGUUGGAGGUAAUUUAAUGUUAAAGCAUAAACAUCCGAUAUUUCCUUCAGAUAUUUUUCUACUAUUUGAAGCUGUCAGUGCAACAAUUGCAAUUAGAAACGACAAAGAGAUAGUUGAAAUGGAUCUACAAAAAUUUCUAUCCACAGAUAUGAGUGGAAAGAUUUUGACAGAAAUAAAAUUACCGCCAUUGUCAUCGAAUUAUCAUUUCGUAUCUUUUAAGAUCAUGCCGCGAUCACAAAAUGCGCCUGCGCAAAUCAAUGCAGCAUUUCUUUACGAAUUAGACAGAGUCAAAGAGACAGUGCUAUCUUCGACUAUAGUAAUUGGAGGUCUAUCAGUUAAAUUUGUUCACGCACAAAAAACUGAAGAUUACUUGCGCGGAAAGAAAUUAUUCACAAAUGAAACAUUGCAAGCAGCGUUGAGAGUACUCGAGAAAGAAAUCAUCGUGAAAGAAAUGAAGGGAUAUUCAAAAGCAGAAUAUAGAAAGAAAUGUGCUUUGGGAUUAUUUUAUAAGGUAAGGAAAGGUAGCGAAUGA
Messenger RNA from Papilio machaon (common yellow swallowtail), 1491 nucleotides. RefSeq names its product probable aldehyde oxidase 4. NCBI's taxonomy places the organism in Eukaryota, Metazoa, Arthropoda, Insecta, Lepidoptera, Papilionidae. The record is from RefSeq and is a predicted model, not a curated record. Gene Ontology annotation, molecular function: FAD binding; iron ion binding; 2 iron, 2 sulfur cluster binding. The transcript is spliced from 9 exons. Bases 10 to 1491 code for a protein of 493 amino acids.